AUGGCUUCCCUUUCAGAUGAAGAGCAUUCACCCUCGGCCGUUUAUCCAUCAACACCGUUACCUAAAGCUGUUUGGAUUGGAGGUUUAGCUGCAAUUUCUUUGAUUCUUGCUUCCUCCCACAUAAUAUCUUCAUGGUCUGCCGGGACUAGUGUUGAUGAUUAUGUCUAUGGGGUCAUAAAUCGCCUUACCGACACAGCUCAAAACAAAUCUACUCAUUCAGGACAGCAAGACAUUUCCAAAAGUCAACCGACGGUAGCUCAGAGUCAGAACGGAAUGAACUCAACUGGACUGCCAUUACCUAAGUCUAGCUCCAAUAAUACUAUUCCUUCACCUCCAUUUUCUGCCAACUCAAAACAGGACAUCUCCGUGGAUUCAGAUCAAUGUGAUCUCUACCAUGGAAGAUGGGUUUACGAUAUCCGUGGACCGUUGUACAAGAAUGACUCUUGUCGUAUCUUGACGCAGUCACAGAAUUGUCAAGGAAAUGGAAGGCCUGAUAAAGGCUAUGAGAAUUGGCGCUGGAAACCUAAUGGCUGUGACAUUCCCAGAUUUGACGGCAGGAAAUUCCUUGACUUGAUGAGGGGAAAGACAUUAGCCUUUGUUGGAGACUCGCUCGCUCGGAAUCAAAUGAAGUCCUUGCUCUGUAUCCUUUGGCAGGUUGAGGUUCCAAAGAGUAGAAGCAACAAAAGAAUGCAGCGAUAUCAAUUUGAAUCAACCUCGACAACGAUCCUUCGCAUAUGGUCUGCCUGGCUCGUCAAUAAAACAACAGAUAAAUUUGAUUUUGCUCCAGACGGAUUAGAUAAGCUACACCUUGAUGUCCCAGAUGAACGCUUCAUGGAAUUUAUCCCUCAAUUUGAUGUAUUAGUUGUCUCUUCAGGUCACUGGUUUUCCAAGAAAACUGCAUACAUCUGGAAUAAUGAGGUAGUAGGAGGCCAAUCAUGGUGGCCCAAAAAGUCCAGAAAAAUGAAAAUCAACAACAUUGAAGCUUUCGCUAUAUCAUUCGAAACAGCUCUCUCUGCAAUUGUUACGCAUCCGAAUUACACCGGCCUAACCAUCGUUCGUUCCUUCUCACCGGAUCAUUAUGAAGGAGGAGCAUGGAACACAGGUGGAUCAUGCACUGGAAAGGUUCAGCCACUCAAGAGUGGUGAAAUCAUUGAAAACAAAUGGACCACCAAAAUGUAUUAUCGACAAGUCAAAGCCUUUAGCCGAUCAAUGAAGAAGAUGACCAACAAAUCGAAGCUUAAAUUGAUGGACGUCACGGAAGCUUUUGGUUAUCGCAACGAUGGCCAUCCAGGUCCGUACAAAGACCCCGAUCCGAAUAAGAUCACGAAACCAGGGCUGGACGGAAAGCCUCCAUCUCAAGAUUGCGUUCAUUGGUGUAUGCCAGGCCCGGUUGAUACCUGGAAUGAAAUUUUAUUUGAGGUCCUAAAAAGAGAAUAUAGUGUUAGAUUUGAUAUUACUUCCUAG
Molecule: messenger RNA, 1464 nt
Organism: Oldenlandia corymbosa var. corymbosa
Lineage: Eukaryota; Viridiplantae; Streptophyta; Magnoliopsida; Gentianales; Rubiaceae
Source: the annotation of a GenBank genome assembly